UGUUACAUUCUCUAAUCGUUAACAAGAACGUUUAUGAUCUAGUGAUUCGCUUCUUUGCAUUUUUUGUUAAUUAAGCUUUCAGAAGUUGUUUCUCGAAUCAAAAGUUAGAAUAGUUUAAACAUGGUUGCUACUACGGCGAGUGCAUCGCUAUUUCCAGUUACUUGGCCAAAGCCUCAUUCUGGGGCUGGGACAUUUGGGAAGGUUGGAAACGAGCCAGGUAGUGUAGAUAUGCGUGGAAACAAGAUGAAAUCAGUUAAUUCUGGUGGUAUGCAAGUUAAAGCUAACUCGCAGGCUCCUACAGAAGUAAAUGGAAGUAAAAAACGCGUCAUCAAUGGCCUCAAAACCGCGGAGAAUCUUAUAUCACAUGCCCCAAGAACCGUUAUAAACCAACUACCAGAUUGGAGUGUGCUUCUUGCUUCAAUCACAACAAUCUUCUUAGCUGCAGAGAAGCAGUGGAUGAUGCUGGACUGGAUGACGAAACGACCUGAUCUGGAUCCUUUUGGUUUAGGAAAAAUUGUUCAAGAUGGGCUUGGGUUUCGCGAAAACUUUUUGAUUAGAUCUUAUGAAGUAGGCGCCGAUAGAAAUGCAUCAAUAGAAACGAUAAUGAAUCAUUUGCAGGAAACGGCCCUUAAUCAUGCGAAGUCAGUUGGACUCAUGGGUAAUGGAUUCGGUUCAACACCGGAGAUGUUUAAGAGGAAUCUGUUUUGGGUAGUGACAAAGAUGCAUGUGAUAGUUGACCGUUAUCCAACUUGGGGUGAUGUUGUUCAAGUAGAUACUUGGAUAGCCCGAAAUGGAAAAAACAGUAUGCGACGUGAUUGGCUGGUUCGUGAUUGCAAUACAGGCGACAUUUUAAUAACAGCUUCAAGUAAUUGGGUUAUGAUGAAUAAAGAGACAAGGAGGUUAUCAAAAAUCCCAGAUGAAGUCCGAGGUGAAAUCGAACAUCUUUUUGUAGAUGCACCACCGGUUGUAGAUGAUGAUUGUAGAAAAUUACCUAAACUUGAAGAGACCACUGCUGACUAUGUUCGCAAGGGUUUAACUCCAAGGUGGAGUGAUUUGGAUGUCAACCAACAUGUCAACAAUGUGAAGUAUAUUGAUUGGGUCCUUGAGAGUGCUCCACAAGUUGUGGAGAAGUAUGAGCUAGCUAGCAUUACUCUCGAGUAUCGUAGAGAAUGUAGGAAGGAUAGUGUGGUGAAAUCACUCACCUCCAUAUUGGGCGGUAGUGACGACGGUGACAAUGGUGGAAUACCUGAUUCUAACCAUGUUAAUUGUCAACAUGUGCUCUUAUCUGAGGGUGGCGGUGAUGGUGCUCCCGGGGGCGAGAUUGUGAAGGGAAGGACCGAAUGGAGGCUAAAAUAUAUUUGAUGAGGGUGACAGUAUUGCUCAUUUGCCUCAUUUGAGUGUGUAUAAACAAAUAAAGAAUCGUCAUCAUAUCUACGCCCCGGAAAUAGCUUGAUAUGUCUAUGUCAUGUGUUUCUGAUUUCUAUGCUUAUCCACACUUUUUAUGCAUA
Molecule: messenger RNA, 1508 nt
Organism: Helianthus annuus (common sunflower)
Lineage: Eukaryota; Viridiplantae; Streptophyta; Magnoliopsida; Asterales; Asteraceae
Product: palmitoyl-acyl carrier protein thioesterase, chloroplastic
Exons: 6
Coding region: 121-1362 (413 amino acids)
Biological process (GO): fatty acid biosynthetic process
Molecular function (GO): acyl carrier activity; fatty acyl-[ACP] hydrolase activity
Source: RefSeq, a predicted model, not a curated record